CUCUCUCAACAAACAAUCCCAUAAAAUUACAACCCUUCAUUAGUUUAUCUCUCUUAGUUGCCUUAGAAAGACUGGGGAAGAGCAUUGGCCCCUGACAAAAGAAGAAGGAAAAUAUGAGAGAGAGAUUUAAGGGUUAAAAGUAGUGCAGAUCUCCCCAUUUCUACAACAAAAUGUCAGGUGGGGUGAGUAGUGAAGCUCCCAAAGACAUCCCUCAAGAAAACCCAAUUCCCCCCAACAAGCCAAGGUUCUUCCUUCUCACUCUAAGGCACUAUACAUGCCUCACCAUAGCCAUAUUCCUCUCUUCAAUUGAAGCAGUAAGCUUUCAAGACAUGGCCUUUGCAAUCUUCUCCAUCUCCUACACAAUUAUCUUGUCCAAAGUGGCUUUCCCACUUAUAAAUUCCACCCCAACAACAAGAGUUAUCAAAAAAGACAGUAAGUGGCUCACUUCUUAUGCCAAGGUUUCAGCAAUUAUAGGACUUCUGCUGCCAAUUGGGUACAUUUUUGGGGGGAUUUUGGAGGGAGAUAAAGAAGGUAUUAAGUUUGCAGCACCCCAUCUUUUCUUGACUUGUUGUCAAGUUUUCUUGGAAGGGAUCUUUUUCUCAAGCCAGUUUUCAUUACCAAUUGGUGCUUUUGUGCCUGUGUUUUAUAAUACAAGAAGGAUUUUUACAUUGGUGGAUUGGGUUAGAGAUGAGUUUGGAAAAGAGGGGAAUAUGUGCUCCUUGUGGAGGUUGCAUGUAGGGAGGGGGAUUGCUGUUGCAAAUUUAGGGUUUUGGUGCUUCAACUUGUUUGGUUUCUUACUUCCAGUCUUCUUGCCACUUGUGUUCAAACAGUAUCAUGGAUACAAGGCCAAGGAUUGAUUGUGGUUUGCAUUUCAUCUAAUUUGGUCCAUCUCUCUCUAAAUCAGCAUUUAUGUAUGUAGGCUUGUAAUCAAUUUUACUUGUACUCUCUCUCUCUUAAAAAAUAUACUGUACUGUAAAUAAAAGUAAAAUUAUAAAGGAUAGACUUAUUAUUGCUCUAUUUUGCUCAA
This is a messenger RNA of Amborella trichopoda, 1027 nucleotides long. RefSeq lists its product as uncharacterized. Lineage: Eukaryota; Viridiplantae; Streptophyta; Magnoliopsida; Amborellales; Amborellaceae. The record is from RefSeq and is a predicted model, not a curated record.